CGCGGAAGUACAUGGUCUGUUGACUAUCGGAAGACUUCGUAGCAUACGGUUUUACUAGCAACACCGUUUACUUUGUAUAUCAAUUACCACCUUAACAGUGUCAUGAUAAGAUGAACGACAGACCAGUCAAUGAAACCCGCGAGCAUGCCGCAGAAUGUGUUCCAGCGAAGCGUGUCUGCACCGGGGAGUCUCGGGUGCAGCUUGCCGAGGACAAUGCCUCGUCUGCGGGCAGCCAGGAGUCGACAAAGGGCGGCAACAUCGAAGUGGCAGUCAUCGUGCCUGUGUAUAACGCCUCCUGCUGGUUGGAGGAGUGUCUGGAGGCCAUCCUGAAUCAGGACUUCACUGGCACCAUGGAGCUGUCUGUGUUUGAUGACGCCAGCACGGAUAACUCCAGAGAACUCAUCGAGGGUUGGAGGGAGAGGUUUCAGAAGCGGGGGAUCGCCAUGGUGAUAUCUGGUCAUGACUCUAACAAACCGAAUGGAGUUGGCUAUGCCAAGAACCAGGCUGUGGCCCAGAGCACUGGGAAGUACCUCUGCUUUCAAGACGCGGAUGAUGUCAUGAUGCCAGAGCGAGUGAGGCUCCAGUAUGAGACAUCCGUCCUCAACCGUAACAGUAUUGUGGGCUGCCAGGUGCGUAGAGUUCCAGAAGGUUCUACGGAGCGCUAUACCCGCUGGAUCAACUCCCUGAGCCGAGAGCAGCUCCUUACCCAGAUAUUCAUGUCACAUGGGCCAACCGUUGUCAUGCCGACCUGGUUCUGCUCUCGUGAUUGGUUCCAACAGGUUGGCUCCUUUGAUGAAGGUGGGAAGGGCGUCCCAGAGGAUCUGCUCUUCUUCUACCAGAGUGUGCGUCUUGGAGGCCGAGUGCUACGAGUGGACGAGUGUCUGCUGGUCUACCGUUACCAUGAACACGCAGCUACGCACUCAGUACUCGAGGAAACCAUUUGGAAUCUGCGAGUGGGCUUCCUUCAGGAGAGAGUGCUCAGCCAAUGGGAUUCCUUCACCAUAUGGAAUGCUGGGAAACAGGGGCGGAAACUCUAUCGAAGUCUGACUCUAGCCAAUCAGAAAAAGGCGAAGGCCUUUUGCGACGUGGAUGAUAACAAAAUCAAGAAAGGCUUCUACACGUAUGAGGACUCCAAAGAGCGCCCCAAACCCAAGAUUCCUGUCGUGCACUUCAGAGACUCGGCCCCUCCGUACAUAGUGUGUGUGAAGCUGGACAUGACGGGAGGCGUUCUGGAGGAGAACCUGCACUCUCUGCAGCUCACAGAGGGAGUGGACUACUAUCACUUCAACUGAGCCAACACACACACACACACACACACACACACAGACACACACACACACACACACACACACACACACAGAGAACUGAGCCCACACACACACACACACACACACACACACACACACACACACACACACAGGGUUCAAACUGGACACUCUUCCCUGUCUGGACAGCAGGUUUUUUAAGGCAAGGCCAACAUCCAUCUGGACAUUGAAUAACCAGAGUAAUAAUUUUGGUCGCGCUGGAUGGGGCAACUCGAUGAAAACCAAAUGUUGUUUUAGUCAGUGUUUGAUAUUUCCCUUUUGGCCACACUAAUAUGACGAAUGAAUUAUUUUCUAGAUAAACGACUGGAAAUUAAUGAACAAA
Molecule: messenger RNA, 1647 nt
Organism: Sardina pilchardus (European sardine)
Lineage: Eukaryota; Metazoa; Chordata; Actinopteri; Clupeiformes; Clupeidae
Gene: b3gntl1
Product: UDP-GlcNAc:betaGal beta-1,3-N-acetylglucosaminyltransferase-like 1
Exons: 13
Coding region: 111-1292 (393 amino acids)
Source: RefSeq, a predicted model, not a curated record